Periophthalmus magnuspinnatus is the source of this 2072-nucleotide messenger RNA. RefSeq names its product mitochondrial folate transporter/carrier-like. The record is from RefSeq and is a predicted model, not a curated record. The transcript is spliced from 7 exons. Gene Ontology annotation, biological process: nucleotide transport; folate import into mitochondrion. The coding region runs from base 239 to 1222 and encodes 327 amino acids. NCBI's taxonomy places the organism in Eukaryota, Metazoa, Chordata, Actinopteri, Gobiiformes, Gobiidae. Gene Ontology annotation, molecular function: FAD transmembrane transporter activity; folic acid transmembrane transporter activity. Gene Ontology annotation, cellular component: mitochondrion.
GAGAAAGGUCAGGAGCUAAAGCUGAAAACUUGGUCAUGAAAUCUGUGGGCGCUAGACGCAGAGUGGCGCAUGUUAUACAUGUGGCUCGCACAGCACGUUUUACCCGUGGGGGAACGGCAAGAUACUGGGACUUUAUGGGUUAUUUGUAUGAUUAUUGACGUGUGUGCUAUUAUCUAAGUGCUAUUCAUUAUUUGUAAAUGCCGCUAGCUGAAGCUAGCUUGUGUAACUCACUGUAAACAUGAGCCCCACUUCAAACCCUGGCGCCGUGGCAGUGUCCAAGGCUGCACUGACGGGGGAGGCCGCCCCCACCGUGACUUUAGCCGAACACCUCCAGCAGGUUUUCGUUCAUGUGAAGGUGGGGAACUUGAUUGCAGGGCUCAGCGGUGGAGUAGUGUCAACUCUGGUUCUUCAUCCACUGGACUUGGUCAAAAUCAGAUUUGCGGUCAGUGAUGGCUUGGAGCUCAGACCAAAGUACAGUGGUAUCUUUCACUGUAUGAGGAGUGUGUGGAUGCAGGAAGGACUCCGAGGACUUUAUCAAGGUGUGACCCCUAAUGUCUGGGGUGCUGGAGCAUCCUGGGGUCUUUACUUUUUUUUCUACAAUGCAAUAAAAGGCUACACAAAAGAAGGACGUCAGACUGAGUUGAGCGCAACAGAGCACUUAGUAUCUGCAGCUGAAGCAGGUAUACUGACACUCACCAUAACUAACCCUAUAUGGGUGACCAAAACUCGACUUGUGCUACAGUACGAUGCAGGGUCAUCAGGGAAACAGUACAAGGGAAUGGUGGAUGCCCUGGUCAAGAUAUACCGCCAUGAGGGACUCCCAGGGUUAUACAAGGGUUAUAUUCCUGGUUUAUUUGGUACCUCUCACGGCGCACUGCAGUUUAUGGCCUAUGAAGAGCUCAAAAGAGACUACAAUAAAUACAGAAAAGCGCCUUCAGAUGCUAAACUGAGUGCUUUGGAGUAUAUCACAAUGGCAGCAUUAUCAAAACUAUUUGCGGUGGCUACAACAUAUCCCUAUCAGGUGGUGCGUGCCAGGCUUCAGGACCAGCACAAUAAAUACAACGGAGUUAUUGAUGUUGUCAGACGAACAUGGAGAAAUGAGGGCACAUUUGGUUUCUACAAAGGAAUUGUUGCCAACUUGAUCCGAGUCACUCCAGCGUGUUGCAUCACCUUCGUAGUUUAUGAAAAUGUGUCUCGGUUGCUCAUCACUCAACCUCAUUGAGGUUUCUACAUAAAACCAGAGCAGCAGCAAAGGACUGAGUGCACAGUGUCACAACUGAGCUUUUCACGCACAUGGUGGAAGAAAAUGGACUGAGAAACAAAGAUGUUUCAUAACUAAUGAAACAUGUUCAGUACAUGCAAAUGUGCUGGCGUGGGAUCCAUUCAUUUGCACUGCAAGCCAAUGAUGAAGAGUACUUGUGAUAGAACUGUUUGCAUUAUGUGGAGAUUUUUUUUUCAUAAAUUCUGAAGUUUGUUAUAUUGCAUUUUAUGCUCAUGUUAACAUGGACACAACUGCUGUAAAAAAGUUUAAAGAGCGAUAUACACUAUUGCUGGAAAUAGUCUUAGCUUUUAAAAAAAAAUGGUUUUACUUAAAUUAUUAUAAUAAAAAGCAGAGUGCCAGUCACAAUAGGUAGACUUGAAACAGAGCUAGAAGAGUUGUUUUAUUUGUGCAAAAAGAAAAUAAAAAUUGAGGAGACAGUUGCUUAGACAACUAAAAUGGCAAGUUUAUUCUUGCUGCUGUUACCACGGGCACAUUGAUUUUGCACCUCAUGUUGUUAGAAGACACAUAGUUUGGGUGGGUAUUAGUGACAUCUGGAUUUGUUUUUAUUUUCAGUUGAUAUUGGAAAAAUUACCGAAUAUAUCAGCGCAAAUAUUUCUGAAGGAUUUUUUUUCCCUCAAACUUUUGUUUACAAAAGUGAAAAAAUAUUCAUUUCAAAAUAUGAAUAUUGACAUUGGCCAAUAUUGAUUACUGACCACAACAGCACAACAAAUAUAGUCCAUCACUAAUGGAUUGACAUAUUUAGAUAAAUAAUUGAAUGAAUUCCAUUAAUGUACAAAAUUUUACUUUAUCC